Molecule: messenger RNA, 6158 nt
Organism: Hypanus sabinus (Atlantic stingray)
Lineage: Eukaryota; Metazoa; Chordata; Chondrichthyes; Myliobatiformes; Dasyatidae
Gene: tma16
Product: translation machinery associated 16 homolog
Exons: 8
Coding region: 1-726 (241 amino acids)
Cellular component (GO): nucleus
Source: RefSeq, a predicted model, not a curated record
AUGUGGUUCCGGGCUGCUGCAGUUGUCGGGGGAAAGGAAUUGAGGGACCGAUUGAAGUUCCGGCGGCGGCAGAAUGGUGAGGGCAUGAAAGCUGUCAAUAAGGUUGAAAGAGUCCAGGAACUAUUUACAAGGACACUUCACCUGCGAGCCUUUCAGCCUAAAGCGCCAAAAACUAAGAAAGUGCCGGAGACUAAGGUUAUCCAUCCAUAUAGCAGAAAGGCUGCACAGCUAGUACGGGAGUCGCAUAAACAAGAGAAGAAAGAUAAGAUAAAGAAUGAGAAAGCUGUGCGCCUCAGUGUCAUUGGUGAAAAACUGCUGUGGUUUCAAAGUCGUCUUGAACCCGAUAAGACUGAGUACAGUAAGCAGGAAGCCUGUGCGAUUAUAGAACAGUAUUUGCACAGAUUUGAUACUGAGUUAGAACAAAUUGAAUUGGCAAAUAGCAUUAAAGGCAGACAAGGAAGACAGCACCAAGCUCGUGAAGCCAUUCUGAAACAGACAAUUGAACGUGAAAGGCUUCAGUAUGAAGAAAAUGGUUUAGAGAUUCCUGAUAUUAUCAAUGUAAAGCACCUAAAAGUCUUCAGAGAAUGGGAUGGUAACCUAAAAAUGCUCCCAAACAUCAAAGUGAAGAAAGUCUCAGUGAAAGAUUCGAUUUCUACCCAGAAAGGAAACACAGAUGAAGUAGACUUACAAAAACUACAGAAUCAAGAUGAUGUCUCAGAACAUUAAAGAAUGAGAAAAUGUCCUUUUAAGAAAAGGUGCUCUGCCAACUGUUGAAUAAUGUGAUUGUCACAUUCACUGUAGAUGUACACAUGGUGAAAAUGUUAAUACCUCAGACAUCAUUCUUGAGCAAGUGUACAUUUCCUUAAUAGUUUUAACAUACCAAUUUAUAGGUGAAAUGCUAUUCCUGGAGAAUAGUGAACAGGAUGUGCAAGAGCUUUGAAUGCCACAGUUUUUCUGUUAACCUUCUCCAAUCUCUCAUUAAAAUAUUUUGUCAUGUUUUUCCUAAAAUGGAAUGUAUUCUGAAGCAGUCAGAUUAAACUUUUAAAAAUUGGUGGUGAAGCUGUUCUGACUCAUUGCUACCACAGCUUGCUUAUGUUUUUUUUUGUGAUUUAUUGUUAGAUGAGAUUUUAUACUUACUCCAUUAACAUCAGAAUGGAUCCUGAGAAAUAUGUAAAUUUACACUGCCUUUUUUCCCAGUUGCUAUUAUUGUGAAAAUACCUUGUCACUCUCAGUUAGCCUGACUUCAGUGGCUGGAAAGAGUUGGGGUCCCUUAUUAAGGAUAUGGUUUUGGGGUAUUUGGGGUAUUUUUAUAAUAAACCAAGCCACCAGCACUCAAAUAUUAUGGAAAAAUAGUGUGGUUCAGGUGAGGAUGACCAGUCUUCCCAAUUUAAAACUGUUGGCCACCUGCAAAAUAUCUUGCCAACAUAAUCCCAUUAUUCAUUAAGCCAAAGAGUGAAUAUGAAUGGAUGGUGUUCAGAAGAGUAAUGCAUUAAUAAAAGUAGUGGGAAGGUAGAAGAUUGGCAAGCUUUUAAAAACCGAUAGAAGACAACUGAAAUAAAUUAGGUAGUAUUGAGGAAGCAGUAAGGAUGUAGACAGAUUUGGGAAUUGGCAAAUAAAUGCCAGGUGGAACAUCGUGCACUUUAGCAGAAGAAAUAAAGGCAUGUUCUAUUUUAUUUUCUAAGUGGGAAGAGAAUCAAUAAUCGGAGGUGUCCUCAUGUAGGAUCUCCAUACCACCGACAGUGCAGUUUGAGUCGGUGGUAUGGAGGGUAAAUGCAUCGUAAGCAUUGAUUUUGAGAGGACUCUUAAUACAAGAGCAAGGCUGCAAUGCUGAGGCUUUAUAAGGCAAUAUUGUGAGCAGUUUUGGGUCUCAUAUCUAAGAAAAGAUAUGCUGGUAUUGGAGACCAGAGGAAGUUCACAAGAGAAAUCCCAGGAAUGUAAGGGUUAAUCUAUGUGGAGUGUUUGAUGGCUCUGGGUCUGUACUCGCUGGAGUUUUUUAAGAAUGGUGGUGGGGGGUGCUCAUUGAAACAUACUGAAUGUUGAAAGACCUACAUAGAGUGGAUCUGGAGAGGAUGUGUCCACUUAAGACAGCUGGACAGGAUAGUUCAUUAAGAUAGAUGUUGAUAGGUCCUUGGUGUCAAAUGUUAUGGGCAGAAAGCAGGAGAAUGGGGUUGAAGGGAUAAUCAGCCAUGAUAGAAUGGCAGAGGAUGCUCAUGGGCUGAAUAGCCUAAUUCUAAUUCCUUGUGUUUAUGGUCUCAUGCAUUAGCGGAUUGGAGCAUUUUUUCUGCACUGUCAAGUUUGAAGCAUGUGCUCAGUGUCUUGUGACCAAGCUAUUUUGAAGAAAUGUUUGUGACUGAUUCGGAAUAAUAUAUAUCUGAGUAACCUGAAGAUAUAUUUUUUGUGUAUUUAAAAGAAACUGAAUUACUUCUUUAGUAUGGCCUAAUUCCACACUAAUAAUUAAGAAUCCUGUAAAAGUGUGGCAACAAAAAACAAACAGCUGUUUUUCCCAACCAUUUUCUACUAAGUUACCAGAGAGGCAUAAUAGUGAACUUUGACUGCAAAAGGGAAUGGGCAUUCCAGCGUGGAAACUUGAGCAAGGCAGAUUCUAGGAGCCUUGUUCAUGUGAGCACUGAUUAAUGGCCUCUGCUAAGCAUCACAGGAAACAAAAUUUUCAGUGUUAAUGUUUCCUAAAUUUAUCUCAGUGAGAGAAUCAAAUAUACUCAGCUCAAAUAGAUUGCUUUCACACUCUCUGAAAUGCACAGACAUUGUUUAAUAGAGCAUCUAAAAUGUAAUUUUUAACUUUUCAUGGAGUGAGAGUGAAUUCAGUCCAUCUCAUUCCAUCUAUGGGGUGGGGGGACAACAAAUUAGUCCUAUUUCCUUUCAGCAGCAAUGUUUUCUUUUUCAUAUGCCUGGUUGAAAUUGUUAUUGAAUCAAUAUCUGUAAACCAAAUGGUAAUAAAUUGCUUCCUUUAUAGAUAUUUUAAAAAUGACUUAAACCUCUUGUACUCCAGAUGGUGACUUCUCUGCUAAUGGAAACUUGUUUACAGAAUGCAUAUUUAUGUGAUCAAAACAUGGUAUGAUUUUGAUAAAGUUGUAUUAAAUCUCCCCUUACUUCUCUAUUCAAAGGAGAACAGCAUCUGCUUCUAACAUUUUAGCACCAGUUUUAAAAAGCGAGUUGGGUCAAUCAGGACUGGCUGCAGAGAUUAAGAUUGUGGGAGGAGUUAUUUGUGGAUUUUCGUGCCUGAUUUUAAAAGUUGACACAGAAUGACACAAAUGUUGGUGGUGGUGUGGAUGGUGUAGAGGUUUGUUUUAAUUUACAUUGGGACAAUGAUAGGAUGCAGAGCUGGGUUGAGAAGUGGCAGGUGGAUUUCAAUCUGGAAGCCUGUGAAGUGAUACACUUUGAAAGGUCGAACUUGAAGGCAGAGUACAGGGUUAAUGGUAGAUUCUUGGCAGUGUGGAGGAAUAGAAGGAUCUUGAGGUCUACAUCCAUUAGAUCCCUCAAAAGUUGCUGUGCAAGUUGAUAGGAUGGUUAAGAAGGUUUAUGGAGUGUUGGUCUUCAUUUGUUGUGUGACUGAGUUCAAGAGCUGUGAGGGAAUGUUAAGUUCUAUAAAACAUUAUAGAACUCCUAUAUCCACUAGAUAUAGGAGUUCAUUGAGUCUGCUCUGCCAUUCCAUCAUGGCUUAAUAUUAUACCUCUCAACCCCACUCUGCUCUUAAUAAUCAAGAACAUCAAUCUCUGCUUUGAAUAUACUUAAAUGACUGGGCCUCGACAGAUGGCUGUGGCAAUAAAUUCCACAGAUCCACCAUAGCUGACUUAAUCCGCAAGUUAUCCUUUAGGGAAUCCUGCACAAGGACUCCCAAGUUAGACUACACUUAAGAGUAUUGUGUUCAGUUCUGGUUGCCUCAUUAUAGGAAUGAAUGGGAAGCUUUAGAGGUGGGUGCCUAGGAGAUUUAUCAGGAUGCUGCCUGGAUGAGAGCAUGUCUUCUGAGGAUAAAUUAAGUGAGCUAGAGGUAUUCUCUUCUCAGAAUAAAGGAGAAAGAAAGGUGAUUUGUUAGAGAUUUACAGAAUGAUAAGAUUGAGUGGACAGCCAGCAUUGUUCCCUCUAAGCUCUGGAUAUGUGGAUAUGUGGCUGUGCAGUAACUGAAAUGUUUCCUGAAAUUGUGCAUUAAUGAAUAUAUUCCAUAAAUUUUAUAAAUAAUAAAUGUACCACAAUCAUUGAAACAUUUUACAGCUUCAAAGUAUUUAUAUUGUCAGUGUUUCAAGUUACAAGACUGUUAGAAUUUUUAACAACGCAGAAUGGAAGUCAGUAGCUUAUUAAUAAGCAGCCACCCCGCUCAAUAUUGACACUGUGUUUUUGAAAUGUUUUACUUUUGCCAUUGUGCCUGUCAGUUAUUUUGACUGCCUGACAAUAUUAACUUGUGCUGUGGUUUGUGUUAGUUUGAUGUGAAAAUUUUCAUAUUCUAGUAUGCAUAUUAUAAAAAAAGCAAUUAACUGCCGUGCAGUUUUCGGGCCGUGUAAAAAUAGUUGGCCUGCACAGCUGUAUAUAAAAAAAAAUUAGAUGGGACGUUGACAGCCAGAGACUUUUGCUCAGGAUGGCAAUGGCUAAUACAAGGAGUCAUAAUUUUAAAGUGACUAAAUUAGUGUAGGGGGGAUGUCAGAGGUAGGUUUUUUUCACACAGUUGUAGGUAGCUGCCAGGGGCAGUGGUAGAGGUGUUUAAGAGACUUGGAUGGAAGAACAAAUGAAGGACUGUGGGGGAGGGAAAGGUUAGAUUGAUAUUAGAGUAAGUUAAUUGUUCUGCACAAUAUCAUGGUCCAAAGGAUCAGUAUAGUGUUGUACUAUUCUGUGUUCCCUAUACAUGUGAAGCCCUUCCUCUCUGGUACUGUCUUAGUAAACUUUCUUAAGGUUUAUUAUUCUUUCUGAAGUGGUAUCUGGAACUGAAAACACUAAUGUUGCACUCAACUAAAUAAAGGAUAAAUGACAAAUUAGAAAUAAACACUCCCGUGAACAGCCAGGAAGUUAACACCUUCAGUAGCAUUAUGAAAGUUCAUUGGGUUAUUGAUGAACUAGAGCAGUUCUGGCUGGGAUUCAAAGCACCUGAGUUUAAUUCCAUGAUGCUCCUGGAAAGGAAUAUUGUCACCCCAAAGAAAAGUCUAAUUGAAACCCUAGUCAUAAAUGUGCCCUACAAAUUAAAUCUCAAUAGUUGGUGCAAUGUUCAUCUAACAACCAGCAUCAUUAAAACCAGAUUCCCUGUCCAGUAAGAUGCAAUUUGAGAUCUGUGCACAAAUAGGCUUGAUACAGCGUAAAAAUAUGAUGUUUAUUCCUUGGCUGCAAAUUUUAAGGCUGUCCUGAGAAUAUAAAAGGCUAUGCCAAUGAAAAUUCUUUCUUAGCAUCAGCAAGUCUGAUUCACAUUACAGAGCAGAGUUUUAAGAAAAUCUGGUGAGAGCAUUUUUAACUAAUAGCAAUGAAGGAUGGUGUAAAAUUUCAAAAAAACCUGUAGGAUGAAUCUACAUUUCUUAAAUAUAUACAUAAGUAAAAUAAUAUAGAGACUGGUUAAAAUUACUGAAUGGUAAUUAUAGGCAAUAUUCCAAAUAAUCAAAUUUUGAUUAUAUUUCCUGAUGAUUAACAGUCCUGAUGAAGGAUCUCAGCCCGAAAUAUCCACUGUUUAUUUCCCACCGUGCAUGCUGUCCGACUUCCUGAAAAUCCCCCCAAUAUUUUGCGUGUGUGUUUCUCAAGAUUUCCAGCAUCUGCAAAAUCUCUUGAGGCUUUGAUUAUUCAUUGACUUGACAAUUCACAGGUUUUGAUUAUUGUCAUGAUCAAAUUAAGUCAAUUUGAUCAUGCAGAUCUUGUGCAAUGUUGGCAAUCUAAGGUGAUACAAAUAGACUCACUUGGGCUAAAAUUAUGUAUGUUAAAAUUACAAUAGUAAAGUAUUUCUCUUAAGCUUCCACACUUUUUAUCUCAUCCCAUGCAAACAACUAACAAACCCUCUCUCAUCGGAACACUGAAAAACAAUUUUAAUACAUUUCCACAAAAAUGAACCAAUAUACAGUAUAGCAAAUGAGUAUCUUUAUCCAUUCUGAUAGGAUAUACUUUAGAGUUGUAUUAUUUGCAAUAAAAUUGGUGUGAAACUGUGUCGAUGUUUUUAUCCAUAGCAAUGGAAAGUA